This is a messenger RNA of Ahaetulla prasina, 4176 nucleotides long. RefSeq names its product amyloid-beta A4 precursor protein-binding family A member 3-like. The record is from RefSeq and is a predicted model, not a curated record. Gene Ontology annotation, biological process: chemical synaptic transmission. The coding region runs from base 235 to 2562 and encodes 775 amino acids. Lineage: Eukaryota; Metazoa; Chordata; Lepidosauria; Squamata; Colubridae. Gene Ontology annotation, molecular function: protein binding; amyloid-beta binding. Gene Ontology annotation, cellular component: dendritic spine; plasma membrane; cytoplasm. The transcript is spliced from 12 exons.
GAGCGAACCCCAGGAAGAAAAAUACGCGAUUGAAUAUUUUUUUUAUGUAUAUAUUCAGCUUUAAUCCGCAGUCUGCUGGCGUAAUCCUGGCUGGGUGUUGGAUCUCGGCCCGCAAGGGAUUGCGAAGAAUUUGCGACUCACAAAGGGGUCAGCCAGCUUUCUCUUCAAACUUGAGAGCCAAACUUUUCAUAGAAUGUAGGGUCAUUGUUGUCGCAACCUGGAGGAGUGAUCAUAAUGGACAGUGGCAUGGAUGUUAAGAAAGAUGCAACUGAGGGGUUCGGGAACCUCUCAGAAUCUCUAGUGCCUCCUUCCAUGGAUUUGGAAGAUGAGAUUGAGGCUCCUGUUGACUCUGGAGAAGAUGCUUCCAUUAUCCAACAACUGUCCACCUUUCCUGGUGACAACCAGGUUCUCCCGAAGCUGCCAGAUCUGGAUUCAGGGCCCUGCUAUCCUGGAGCUGAAGAGAUCAGGAUUGGCUGGGAUGGGGAUGGUGAGUCCGAAAGAUGCUCGGAACCACAAGAUACCACUUCUUUGGAUCCUGAGGUCUCCAGGAAUGGUAUGGAGGAGGGUGCCAAAGCUUCAGCUCAGGAAGAGGACAUAUGCUGGACACCCAAACCAGACCAAGUCUCCUCAGAGGUAGAGAGCGACCUCAAGAUCGCUAUUGACCAGAGUGAAAUUCUGAAGGAGAAGGAUGUGGAAGAGGAGAUUUCAGAAGCUGACCAGGCCGAGUUCUUACAGCUUUUUGCCCGACUGCAGAGACUUAACCCUGGCUUCCAUGACAAGUUGCCCACUUCUGAAGAUGACCCCUUGGGCGCCUCUGACGGCGAAGAAAGCCACGGGUUAGGAGAUGGAGACAGGCGACCCCUCCUUGAGCAUCCUGAGGACCUCCAGGGAUCUCCAGACAAAGGUGCCCCUUCUCUACUCCAUGUGGCUACAGGGCAGGGCCUUCGGGCAGCCGCUCAGCACCUCCUGAGAUCUGUCCAGGGACAGAGAAGCGGAGAAUUGCUUUCCUCAGAAGCCAACCAGGAGAACCUGCUCAGUCUCCUCCAUUACGAGGGGGGCAUUUCCAUGGAGGAGGAAGAUGACCGGAUAGCCCUGGCCCACUCAGACUUGGUGAUCAGGGCUGGCGGUCAGAAAAUAGAAGUUGAAGGAACAGCUGUGGCCCCAAGGAAGGUCCCUCCAGAACCUGCCUGUGAUGAUCAGGAAGAGAGAAGGAGGAAGGGACGGAGGCCCAAAUCGAGGCUCCUAAAAGAAUCCAUUGGCUUAGAAGCGGCUGCCUCUUCUGACUCCAACUUGGAGGCCCGCAACUGGGAAGGCACCUCAGAUCCAAUGGGGGAAGCUGCCCUGAACCGCAUGGAGGAUUCCUCUCCCACCUCCGAUCCGGUGAAUAAAGGCAACGUGUCAUCUUUCCCACCUUAUAAAGAUGUCCCAGGUCCCUGUGAUCCCGAAGAUCUGUUGGAAGGGGUGAUCUUUGGAGCCAAAUAUCUGGGCUCCACACAGCUGGUUUCCGAGAAAAACCCAUCCACCAGCAUUCGCAUGGCUCAGGCCCAGGAAGCUGUUGAUAGGAUUAAGGCUCCUGAAGGAGAAUCGCAGCCGAUGACUGAAGUCGAUCUCUUUGUCUCCACUCAACGGAUCAAGGUCCUCAGUGCGGACACACAGGAAACCAUUAUGGAUCACCCCCUCCAGACCAUCUCUUACAUUGCUGACAUUGGGAACAUCGUGGUGCUCAUGGCCCGUCGGAAGCUCCCUCGCCGGGCAGAUGCUGCCACCGAAAAACAGCUGUACAAAAUGAUCUGCCACGUGUUCCACUCAUCCGACGCUCAGCUGAUAGCCCAAGCCAUUGGGCAGGUCUUUAGCGUGGCUUACCAGCACUUCCUGCGGGCCAGUGGCAUUGACCCCAGCCAGCUUGGCUCCUUGCAAGACCAGAACGAUGAUGAGAAGGAUCCGGGCCUGAUCGAAGGAGAGGAGCUAUAUAACGGAGACCUGGCUCACUUCUCCAAGCAAGAGAACUGUAAGGAAGUCGUUAUCUCCAAACAGAAGGGCGAGAUCCUGGGCGUGGUGAUUGUGGAAUCUGGCUGGGGAUCCAUCCUUCCCACCGUGGUCAUUGCAAACCUGAUGCACAGGGGAGCGGCCGAGCGAUCCGGCAAGCUGAGCAUUGGAGACCGCAUCAUGUCCAUCAAUGGAACGAGCCUGGUGGGGCUGCCCCUCGCCUCAUGCCAGAACAUCAUACGGGAUUUAAAAAAUCAGAUUGAAGUAACCCUCAGCAUCGUUCAUUGCCCUCCUGUCACUACAGCAAUUGUCCGAAGGCCUGGCACAAAAUACCCUCUGGGAUUCUCUGUGGAAAACGGCAUUAUCUGUAGCCUCAUGCGUGGCGGGAUUGCAGAGCGUGGUGGCGUCCGUGUGGGACAUCGCAUCAUUGAGAUCAACGGGCAGAGCGUGGUGGCCAUGCCACACGAGAAGAUCAUCCAGAUCCUCAGCCAGGCGGUCAGCGAGGUCCAUAUCAAAACCAUGCCAGCCUCCACCUAUCGUCUUUUAACUGGCCAGGAGCAACCCAUCUUCCUCUGAUGGGCCCUGCUUUGGCCACUGGCUUCCCGUGUCUGCUUCGUAAGCUUGCUGCACUCCCAAAUCUGAAGCCGGCCUCUGGGCUCAAUGCCCCAGAUUCACAAGAGUUUCGUGGCUGUUUCUGCUGCAUGAACCAUCCAGCCAAGUUUGUUGUUGGGUUUCCUUUGCUGGGGACAUUUAUCUGGGGUGUGAACUUGGAAGUUAUGCCUAUUGCUUGAGGUUGGCUUCUACACUAGAAAGCAAGAGAUAUUGGCGAUUGAACCUUACACUACUGUGCUGUCCCUGACCUAGAACGGAUGGGUUAGACUCUACCACUUGCAGGGGAGACCUGAACCAAAGUGAGUGGAUUAGACUCUACCACUUGGAGGGGAAACCUGAACUAAAGUGGGUGGAUUAGAUUCUACCACUUUCAGGGGAGACCUGAACCAAAGUAGAUGGAUUAGAUUCUACCACUUUCAGGGAAGACCUGAACCAAAGUGGGUGAAUUAGAUUCUACCACUUGCAGGGAAGACCUGAACCAAAGUGGGUGAAUUAGACUCUACCACUUGGAGGGGAAACCUAAACUAAAGUGGCUGAAUUAGACUCUACCAUUUGCAGGGGAGACCUGAACCAAAGUAGAUGGAUUAGACUCUACCACUUGCAGGGGAGACCUGAACCAAAGUAGAUGGAUUAGACUCUACCACUUCCAGGAGAGAGGAAUGGUGCAGGGUGGGAAGAAUUUCUUAUUUUUUUUUUAAAGUCCUAAAGAUUGCAAAGCAGGUGGAGAAAAGCUUUCACAUUUCCCAAGGGGAAAUCUCUUUCACAGAACCUUUUUUCCACAAAAGAAGGGAAAUAUGAAAAUAUAGCAUUUGGUAAAUGCUCUUUGAAGUGGUUCAGUUCAGAAUCAGGUGCCUUGACAUCGUUGUCAAGAUCUCCUGGCAAAUUUACAAGGUUCUGCCCAGCAAGAUUUGGGGUACAUAGCCUACUCUCCCUGGCUGUGUGGGAUCCUACUCCCAAAAUUCAUUUUUGCAGUCAUUCAAGUCUGGCUUUUGCCCUUAGAAAUCGGAGCAAACUCUCCUGGUGUCUGGACUUCAACAUACUGCUGACAAUUCUAUAAGUUGUUUUGGAGAGACUGUAUGCAUUUUUUUAAAAAAAUUCAACUACUAAUACAAACUUCGAGAUGACCAAAAUACUAAAAUUAUUUCCUAAAGCAGAUCAGAGGGGAAAAAAGUGGGACUAAGUGCUCUUUUUUUAAAAAAAUCACUCUAUUCUCUGCACACCAAAGAUUAGAGAAAUGAAUAUUAUUUGCUGUUUUAAAGCAUCUUCUUGCUCUCACCGGAGAAUGGGAAGAGUUUGUAAGAGUUGACACUUUUUGGCAAGACAAUCCCCGUUAAGCAGCCUUAAUUGCUCAGGCAGCUGAAGUUUGUGACUUGUUUUGUAAAUGUUAAAAGUAAUAGCAGAAUUGCAAACUUCCCUCCAACGCUUUCAGAAAUGUCUAGAAAGCCUUAGAAACUGCGUUAAGUUCUGGUUUGUUUUACCGUAUAUGUGCUAAGCCUGGGUCAGCAACACUCAUGUCCAGGCUCCCAGUUCCCCCCCAAAUAAUAAUAAUAAAAUCCACCAUGUUGUGUUUGCAUUCUU